Messenger RNA from Gossypium raimondii (Peruvian cotton), 870 nucleotides. RefSeq lists its product as uncharacterized. The transcript has a single exon. NCBI's taxonomy places the organism in Eukaryota, Viridiplantae, Streptophyta, Magnoliopsida, Malvales, Malvaceae. The record is from RefSeq and is a predicted model, not a curated record. The coding region runs from base 1 to 870 and encodes 289 amino acids.
AUGGCUUCUUUAGAAACCCAUUUGUUAGCAAGUCUCUUCUUUACCCCAAUUGGCAUCCGACGUUUCCUUUGUUCAUCAUCCCAUUUCUUAAAAAACCCAUCUUUAUUCAAAUCAAAACCAUGGUAUUUCUCCAAUCCCAAAUGGAAAAACUUAGAUCUUUACAUCCUCGCCGUUGCUCUUCCACUUGCUUCUUUUGCCGAAAUCUUCAUUUUUUCAUCACUUUCAGGCCAUUCCACGUAUCGUUUCUCCUUCUUCCAGCAAUUUUCAAGCCUUUCUCUGUUUUGGAUACUCAUUAUUUUCCUUGUUCUUUAUGAUUCCCUUGAUCAUCUCCUUUUUAAUGAAAGUUUCAUCUUUGUUUACGCUUGUAUAGCUUUUCUCGUUGAGUAUUAUUUCAUCGGUGUUGGUAUAACAGGUCUUGGUACCAUCGUUUAUAACUUACUUGCUCAAUUAACCCUCCUUUGUGCCGGUUGUUGUUUGGUUUUGUCUGUUAAAAGAACUGCUUUUUUUGCUGAGUUUUUGUUGUGUUUUGGAUUGGUUUUUAAAGGGACUUGGUUAUUACAAACUGGUUUAUGUUUAUACACUGAUGCUUUUGUUUUCAAAGGGUGUAAGAAAAUGGAAGUUUUGCCUCGUAGUCCUAAUGCUGAUGUCCAUUGUGAGCUUGAAGAUGAUAGUAUGAGAGGUGUGGCUUUGGUGAAUCUUUUGUUUGCUGUUCAUGGGAUUUUGAUUAUGAUUAUCAGUUUUGUUGGGUUUGGGAUUUUGUCAAGCUUUAAGAAUUUGAGGUGUGAAGACACAAGUGGUCCAUUGUUGGCUCAGCUUGAAUCUACAGAUAAUUUAUUGAUGCGCCCUGUUCAUGAACUUGAGAUGGAGUGA